ACUUAUUUUAGAAACAUGCUAGAACUAAACUAUAAUUUUCUUCACUGGUUUAAACGCCACCAUUUUCUUUAUAUGUUCGGUUUCUUCCUAAACUUCCGGCCCAUAACUCCGUUUUAUCAUGAGAUGUUAGUGACUACGAAAAACAUUACUGAUCAAGAAUAUUACGAAAGACUUUAUCCAGUGUCAACUUACAGUGCUGUGAUAGUAUCAUUUAUAAUUUUCAUAUGUAUAAACUUUUGUUUGUUUAAUUACCUGUUAGUUCUGGGAUGUGUUGGAGGAUUGGUGUUUUCGAUAGCCAUGUGGCAAACGGACACUGUUGGUAGUCUUCAAGUCGCUGAGGUUUUCGAGGGAUGCUUCGUUGCGACGGAAAUAAUAUAUUUCGCUUCAAUUUAUGUCUGCCACGACCUGAAACUAAGCUUUGCAGCUAAGACGGCCUCUAUCAGAGUAGUUCCAGUAGUGGCACAAUUGACUGCGGCGAUUUUGGCACAAUUACUGGUAACGAAUGGGUGGUUAAAUUUAACGGAGAUUACGUUUUUGGGUGUCCCAGCAUGUGCACAUUCUAUUCUCCUGGUGUACCAUCUGCCGUCUAUGUUUGAACUACAAGCAAUUCCAGAAAACUUUCUUCCAAAGUUAUCAUUUUUCAAGAAGAAACUGAAAGAUACGUUUUCCAAUCAUCAUGUCGUCCAGUACUCACUAUGGAUAGCAUUCACUAUGAGUGGUUAUGCUCAGAUUUCCUUCACCAUGCAAACUCUAUGGAGACAAUCUCAAAUUGAAGACAGCGAAGCACCUUACAAUGGAGCCAUAGAAGGAAUUUGUUCGUUUUUAUCUUUGUUAGGUAUUUUACUAGGCGCCACAUUAAAACCAAAUUUUAAACGUCAAAAUGCACUUUUGUCUGUGACAUCAUUGUUACAGUGUAGCUUACUGUUUGGUUUCGCGUAUGUAAGCAAUACCUGGGAGCGCACAAUUUUGUAUAUAGUACUGAACUUGGUGUACCAUUUCGUGAUUACUAGAAUAACAGCAAUAGUAGCUGAAAUUGCAAACAGUAAAGCGUGUUUUGGAACAGUUUUUAGUUUUAUUGGUUUAAUCUACUCUAUUCUAAAUCUAGUAUUUGCUUGUGUUAUUAACAAUAAUGGAAUUUAUUUAACGGUACAACAACAAUUUACUGUCUAUGGUGGUUACCACUUUGUCGCGGCCCUUUUAAUGGCGUAUGUGUACGUAGUUAGUUUCUGGUGUAAGUCUUGAAAUUCUACAGUAUUUGUAACAGUGAGUCUCUUAUUAUAUUUAUACGCUCGCAAGAAAAUGUUAUAAUAUCUAUAAAUAGUACGAAUAAAUAUAUUUUUUUAUUAUAUAUAGAAA
Molecule: messenger RNA, 1356 nt
Organism: Zophobas morio
Lineage: Eukaryota; Metazoa; Arthropoda; Insecta; Coleoptera; Tenebrionidae
Product: folate-like transporter 3
Exons: 3
Coding region: 16-1242 (408 amino acids)
Biological process (GO): vitamin transport; transmembrane transport
Cellular component (GO): plasma membrane
Molecular function (GO): vitamin transmembrane transporter activity
Source: RefSeq, a predicted model, not a curated record